Effrenium voratum is the source of this 2397-nucleotide messenger RNA. The record is from the annotation of a GenBank genome assembly. NCBI's taxonomy places the organism in Eukaryota, Dinophyceae, Suessiales, Symbiodiniaceae.
AGGACCGCAUCAUUUAAUUACUCAGGACAACAUCUGCAAAGGCAACGCGGAACCUGGGUCCUUCCGUUCGUUGCUGGCUAGCUUUUGUUGCUUUCAUGGCUGAGCGUGGUUAAGCACACAGCUGGCAUGUGGCCAAUUGAUCAACUCUCACGAUGCCUUACAUUGGUAUGCUAGGCUCAUGCCAAGUUUUCUGGCUCAAAGAUGCCACUUUUCGCGGACUGAUGCAACCUGCUGCGGAGGAGAAAACUUAUGCUGUUGGGAUUGACCUUGGCACUACGUACUCCUGCGUUGGAGUUUACAAAGAUGCCGAGGUCCAGAUAAUCGCAAAUGACCAGGGUAAUCGAACAACACCAUCAUAUGUCGCAUGGAAGGAUGAAGAGAGACUUCUAGGAGACUCGGCAAAGAAUCAGGUGGCAAGCAACCCGACCAACACGGUGUUUGAUGCCAAACGACUCAUCGGUCGGCGCUUUGAUGAUCCAAUCGUGCAGGCGGACUUGAAGCUUUGGCCCUUCAAGGUGGUCUCAGAUGGCUCGAAGGAUGACAAGCCGCUCAUUGAAAUUCUCUACCAGGACGUGGUGAAGAAGUUCCACCCAGAGGAGAUCUCCUCUAUGAUCCUUACCAAGAUGAAACAGACGGCCGAGGCGUACCUCGGCCAACGCGUGCGGGAGGCCGUCAUUACGGUGCCCGCCUACUUCAACGACUCCCAGCGCCAGGCGACAAAGGACGCCGGCGAGAUCGCUGGAUUGCGGGUCCUGAGAAUUGUCAACGAGCCGACCGCUGCAGCGAUCGCAUAUGGCCUGGACAAGUCAGGGAAGGAGGAGAUACACAUCUUGGUCUUUGACAUGGGCGGUGGGACCUUUGAUGUGUCCGUUUUGACCAUUCAAGAUUCGGUUUUUGAGGUCAAAGCUACUGCUGGAGACCCGCAUUUAGGUGGCGAGGAUUUCGACAAUCGAAUACUCAGCCAUUGUAUUUCAGACUUUCGGAGGAAGCACUCAUCAGAUCCAACUCGCAACCAGCGCGCGCUGCGCCGACUGCGGACCCAGUGCGAACGAGCCAAGCGCCUGCUCUCCACCCAGACCUCUGUCACAAUUGAAGUGGACGCUUUGCAUGAAGGAAUAGACUACAGCAUUCGAGUGUCCAGGGCAAAGUUUGAAGAACUUUGCUUGGAUUACUUCAAGAAAGCCAUGGAGCCAGUUGAGCAAUGCCUCAAAGACAGCAACUUGCCGCAAAAGUCCAUCUCUGAUAUUGUCAUGGUUGGAGGCUCCACUCGCAUCCCCAAAGUGCAGGAGCUGAUCAGGGCCCAUUUCGGUGGCAAGGAGCUGUGCAAAAGCAUCAACCCCGACGAGGCUGUCGCCUAUGGAGCUGCCGUGCAGGCAGCCAUCGUCUCUGGGCAGGGCUGUGAGGAGGUGCAGAACAUGUUGCUGCUGGACGUUGCGCCUCUAUCGUUGGGCAUCGAGACUGCUGGCGGCAUGAUGCAGGUGUUGAUUGAGCGGAACUCCACAGUGCCCACGAGCAAGAGCCAGGACUUCACAACUUUCGAGGAUUAUCAGGAUCAUGUCGACAUUGCUGUCUACGAGGGCGAGCGCGCAAUGGUGAAAGACAACAACUUCCUGGGCAAGUUCACCUUAAAAGACAUGCCAAAGUCACUGAGAGGAGUUCCAAAGAUCCAAGUCACCUUCACGAUAGACACAAACGGAAUCCUUCAAGUGAGCGCAGAAGAUGCCAAGUCACACAAGAAGAGCGAGAUUCAAAUUUCCAACGAGAAGGGCCGCUUAACACAGCACGACAUCCAGAAGAUGCUGCAGGAGGCAGAGAAGUACAAAGGAGAGGAUGAGAUCAGCAAGAGUGACAUGCUGGCCAAGGAGGAGCUGAAGGUCUACAUGCAGCGUUUUGAGAAAGGCAUUCAGGACUUUGACACUGCCAAGCUCCAGGAACAAGACAAGGAGCGGCUCGAGGGCAAGUUGAAGGAUGCCCAGCGCUGGUUGGAGAAUGAGGGCCUCAAGGCUGGGAAGCCGGAAUUUGAGGCAAAGCAGAAGGAGCUGCAGGCAGUGAUGAACACAGUUAUGCUGAAAAUCAACAGGGCCCAGCACGAAUUCUGGGACCAGCAAGUGGUCCACCACGAGGGGGAGAAGACCAUCGAGAAGGGUGGUUUCAUCCUGCAGUGCGGGGUAGACAUCCGGGAUCUCAUCGAAGACCCCCAGUGAGUCGACCAUGUCAAGCGGCUUCAUGCAACUGAUGGACAGCGAUUCCGACCAGCCCCAAGCCGACCAGCCCCGGCGACCCCGACAAGGCCCAGCCGUGCGUGACAUUGCCCGGCCUCGCAAAAAGAACGGGAAAAACAGGCUGGCUGCAGGCUGCGGGCUGCGGGCUUCCUCAAACGAUUGCAGCGACGCGAGA